CAAUUAGCAGCUCCCUGACUGGUGCGAUCACUUUUGCUUCAUGGUGAUUUUGGUGGCAUUUUAAUUACUCCCUUUUAGAGUGUGCAUGAAAUUCUGAACAACCAGCCAUCGACAGAAAAAACAUCGAUAGUAUUACAAGGAAUAUCGCACAUUGCUCUACACUAGCUGUUGUCGAAAUAAAAAAGAAUUUCUUAAAAACUACAACACAUUUAAAAUAUCAAAUUUUUUGCGCCAACUCUUGAUGAAAUUUAAGAUAAUCAACGGUUAUGAGUCACGAGGAAAGUGAUGACAGUUGGGAGCAAGUGGCGGAUACCGAUGACGACGCCACCGCCGAUGCCGAUGCCGACGACGACGCCACCGCCGAUGCCGAAGCCUAUUCGGAGGAAAGUCAGGAGUCCCUUCAGCCCGUUGUGCGACGCCAGAACUGGCAAAGAUUUAUCGCACAGUACCCCGAACUAGCGACGGUUGGCGGGCUGCCAGUGCAACUGCAACAACUCGAAUUACUUAUGGAUCCAGGACUGUCAGCAUUGGCUGUCCUGGCGCCGUUGGAGCGUCGCGAGGCUGAUGAUGAGACUGAUGCGCAGCAAGCGGCUGCAGCAGACGAUGCUGCAAAUGAUGUGGAAGUUCUUGAGGCAGAACUGAACGCCCUGGAGGAGGAUGCGGAGCCACAGCCGCAACCUGCCAGUCCGCCGACCAACUCGCAAAGAGCCCCAGGACAGGGAGAUAUCAUAAAUCUAGAAACACCAUCGCCGCCAAAGAAACGCAAGCGUCUAUGCGCUGCAGGCAAAAGCCUAACGAAGACGCCCGAGCCGACAAAGGCUCCUGCGCCACCACAAGUGGACGAAGACGAUGGUCUCACGUGCCCCAUUUGCCUGGACUCGUGGGAGAUGAGCGGAGAACAUAGACUGGUCUCUUUACGCUGCGGCCAUCUGUUUGGAGAGGAAUGCAUCCGCCGCUGGCUGGCCGAAAGCCAGAGACAGUCGUCCGUGAAGGUGUGCCCCCAGUGCAAGUCAAAGGCCACAUACAGGGACAUCCGCCACCUGUAUGCCAAGCGCAUCGUAGUGGUGGACACCGAAAUCAGGGAUCAGCUGGAGGAAGAGCGCCGACGCAAUCACAUCCUGACCACAGAGCUGUCGGCCGCAAAACUGGCUCACUUCGUGACCAGCGAUAAGCUGUUGCAAACGAAAAAGAAAUACGACCAGCUGGUCGCUUUGACCGAAGGAACUGGCGGCCGUGGAGCGUUCUCCGUUCUGUCGGAUGCAGCAAAGAAAAGGCCCAUCCAGCAGCUGCCCAUGCAUCGCCUAUACAUGGAGAAGAACUUUGAGAUCACCCGCGACCCCGGCUGCCGCGUGAUGCACUUCUCCGGCAAACACUCGCUGCUGAUGGCCAGCCAGAAGAGUGGCCAGAGCCUGUUCCCCGGCUACGGAGUGCGCUUUAUCGAUCCCUUAAACUUCCAGCCGCUGCACUUCCUUUACACAACGGCCAUGCUGGUGCGGGAUAUCUCAUUCAGUGACUCGAAGCAGCUGCUGGCUGUGUCCAGUCGCGAGUCCAAGAUCAAGCUGUUCGAUGUACGCACCAAGCUGCACUCGUGCAUGGUCUCAGCAAUGGAUAAGACGCUCUGGGCCUGCGGCUUCGAUCGUAACGACCGGGAUAACUAUCUGUAUGGAGGCGAUCUCCGUGGCGGGGCCUACAUCUAUGAUCUGCGCUUUCCCGAUAGCAUUCUCGGCCAAUACCAGGCCACUGAGAACUUUAGUCCUGUGAUACACAUCGAGGCUGUGCCCCCGAACAAGACCUUUCCCUAUGGGGGAUUCCUCGUCUGCCAGCUUUCUGCGUUGUCCUUCUACGAGUAUGUUUCGGCCGGCGAAGUGGUCCAGGCCACGCGCCUCAAUGUCGACGGACCGUUCCUCUCAAUGCAGUACGACCAUGUGCAGGACACUCUGCUCAUUUCGGCCCGCAGCAAUCCGAGCUCCCCCAACUCUCGGUUCAUACUGGGGCAACUGGACAAGAUCGAAAACAUCCCGGUGUUCCGGGUGAGAGUCACCAUCUUUGGACCCCCAGCAACGCCCAUCAUGACACGACCCACUCAGCUGGGUGUCGAGGAUAACACCCUGAUCGUUGGCUAUCUGCAGAAUAACAGGCAGCUGAUGCUGCACGACGUCCGCCGGGAGGAGCGUGUCCAAACGAUGCCCGUCAAUGAGGUGAUCUACGACUUUUGUCCCGUGAGCAACAGCAUUGGCUCCUAUCUGGCCGCCUUGACCGACAAUAAGUGUCGCGUGUACAAGCUCAAUAGCACGGGAUAGAGAAGGAUGGAUAGAUGGAUGGAUAGAGAAGGGUGGAUUGAUGGAUCAUUUUCUGUGAAAAUGUAUCCUCCUUCAGUAAAUGUUUAAUUUUUUGUAUUUUUAGUUCUUAAUUCUUGCGUUUAUUAACACAUUUCUCAGAACAUAAAUCUAGAUGUAAUUCCAUGUAAUAUUUCACGCAUUUAGUCAUUCUUUUGAUUCUGGAUUUCAAUUGAUUUUCGGUUUACUUUUCUUUUCUUUAUUUGCGAAUGUGUGUGGCUUGUAGAUGUUCGUAUAAAAUGUUUUUUUUUUUUUUCCAUACGAUUAAUAUACAUAUAAAGCUAUAAAAAAAUUGUGUUAUUUUAUUCGUACGAGUAUUCAUUACAGAUAUAUGUAGACAUAUAUAUAGAUAUACAUAUAUCCUCCCAAAAAGGUUGAAGAAUGCAUGAAACGAUGAAAAUGAUGAUGCUUUCUGAAGAACAGUCUCUCGAAAAGGAAAAUGUUUACAACAGAAUUCCCUCCUUAAAUCGUUUUUUGUUUUGUUUUUUGUAUCGAAAACUAAAUCUAAAUGAGAUGGAAACCACAUCACAUCCCUCCCAUAGAGUCAUUGGUUAUUGGUUGUGGGUUUCCUUAUAAAGUUGGUAUCAAAAAAAGUGUUGUUCAUCGUUGGUCAUUUUGUUGUUGUUGUUGUUGUCGGAUCUUUCUGGCAUAAAUAUCGUAUCGUAUUGUAUUGUAUAUUCGAACAGUAGUAUAAUGUUUUCCGUAUUUCUAGAGUUAGUUCUUGAGUUGAAAGACGUGUAGAUCUAUACUUUUCAAGUAUAAUUUGAAUAUAUUUUGUGUAUGGUUUGUGUUGUGUUAUUUGUGUGUGUGGGUGUGUGUGUGUGUGGGUGUGUAAGAUCAGAGAAUACGUGUAUCGAUCGUCUCGUAUAUGGUAUAGUAUUAUAUGGUUAGAGAUAUAUAAGAUACUUAAAGAACUUCGUAACUUAAAUUGUAAGACAA
This is a messenger RNA of Drosophila miranda, 3275 nucleotides long. Its product is annotated as E3 ubiquitin-protein ligase RFWD3. The transcript is spliced from 2 exons. The coding region runs from base 267 to 2300 and encodes 677 amino acids. Gene Ontology annotation, cellular component: nucleus. Lineage: Eukaryota; Metazoa; Arthropoda; Insecta; Diptera; Drosophilidae. Gene Ontology annotation, molecular function: ubiquitin protein ligase activity; protein binding. Gene Ontology annotation, biological process: protein ubiquitination; interstrand cross-link repair. The record is from RefSeq and is a predicted model, not a curated record.